Molecule: messenger RNA, 1917 nt
Organism: Thlaspi arvense
Lineage: Eukaryota; Viridiplantae; Streptophyta; Magnoliopsida; Brassicales; Brassicaceae
Source: the annotation of a GenBank genome assembly
AUGAAGAUCCUGGGACUCGAUAUCUGUGCAGAUACACGAGUUGGAGAUGCCACGAGACCUGGAAUAUCUGGUGGCCAAAAGAGGAGGUUGACAACAGGGGAACUUGUUGUGGGUCCAGCUACAACUCUGUUCAUGGAUGAAAUAUCGAAUGGUUUGGACAGCUCAACUACGUUUCAGAUAGUGGCAUGCCUCCAACAUUUGGCGCAUAUAGCUGAUGCCACCAUACUGGUUUCACUGCUUCAGCCUGCACCAGAAACGUUUGAGCUUUUUGACGAUGUGAUUCUUAUGGGGGAAGGAAAGAUAGUUUACCAUGCUCCACGAGCUGAUAUCUGCAGAUUCUUCGAAGAUUGUGGAUUUAAGUGUCCAGAGAGGAAAGGCGUUGCUGACUUCCUCCAAGAGGUUAUGUCUAGAAAAGAUCAAGAGCAAUAUUGGUGCCACAGAGGCAAGCCCUACAGUUACAUCUCUGUUGAUUCAUUCAUUGAGAAGUUUAAAGAAUCAAAUCUUGGGGUGCUGGCAAAGGAAGAACUCUCAAAGCCGUUUGAUAAAUCUCAGACUCGCAAGGAUGGUUUAUGUUAUAGAAAAUACUCACUGGGUAAAUGGGAGAUGCUUAAAGCUUGCUCGAGGAGAGAAUAUCUUCUGAUGAAACGGAAUUCUUUCAUAUACUUUUUCAAAUCUGGACUGUUAGUUUUCAAUGCGAUAGUCACAAUGACUCUUUUUCUACAAGCUGGAGCUACGACGGAUGCUCUUCAUGGGAAUUAUCUUAUGGGUUCUCUGUUCACUGCUCUCUUUAGACUUCUUGCUGAUGGGCUUCCAGAGCUCACCCCGAAGCCGGAAGCGUCCAUGCCUGCUUGGCUGGAAUGGGGAUUCUGGCUUUCUCCAUUGUCAUAUGCUGAGAUUGGUCUAACUGCAAACGAAUUUUUCGCUCCACGGUGGAGAAAGAUCCGCAAAGAUCUCGUGCUAUUGUCUCUCAUGAGAAAAACUCUCAGCGCUCAGAAGAAGAUUUUAAACCCUGCCCUGAAAAUACGUCCCGAGCUAAAACAGGGAAAGAAACGGCAGCUUCUCUCUGAUAUCACAGGCGCAUUCAAGCCCGGAGUUCUCACAUCUCUGAUGGGUGUUAGUGGAGCUGGGAAAACGACUCUUCUAGAUGUUCUUUCUGGAAGGAAAACCCGCGGUACCAUCAAAGGAGAGAUCCGAGUAGGGGGUUAUCCUAAGGAACUCGUCAAUGAAGUUCUUCAGACAGUUGAGCUUGAGGGCAUUAAAGAUUCCAUGGUGGGACUUCCUGGAAUCAGUGGUUUAUCCACAGAACAACGCAAACGGCUGACUAUAGCUGUGGAGCUUGUUGCUAACCCUUCCAUCAUAUUUAUGGAUGAGCCUACCACAGGGCUAGACGCAAGAGCCGCCGCCAUUGUUAUGAGAGCUGUGAAAAAUGUUGCUGAAACUGGGAGAACGGUUGUUUGCACGAUCCACCAGCCGAGCAUAGAUAUCUUUGAGACAUUUGAUGAGCUGAUUCUGAUGAAAAACGGGGGACAGCUUGUCUACUAUGGUCCUCUUGGAAAACAUUCUAGUAAAGUUAUCGAAUACUUUGAGAGCAUUCCUGGAGUUCCAAAGAUCCAAAAGAAUUAUAAUCCAGCCACCUGGAUAGGAAAAACUUGGAAUGGACUUUGCACAGGCAUACAAGGAUUCAACGCUGUACAAGGAGAGCAUACUGGUGGUCGAGCAACUGAGUUCUGCAUCUCCUGGAUCAGAAGCUUUGAGCUUUCCUUCGCGUUUUUCACAAACAGGUUGUGGGCAACUAAAGGCUUGCUUUUGGAAACAACAUUGCUCGUAUUGGAGAAACCCUUCACACAAUCUCACUCGCAUAGUCUUCGUAUCGCUCAACUCUACGUUAUGUGGCCUUCUCUUCUGGCAAAAAGCUAA